AUGCAAUAUUUAUAUGAUGAAAACCAACGUAAAUAUAUCGACUGUAUAAAUAAUGUUCAACAUGUUGGUCAUUGCAAUAAAAUUGUUGUUGACUCGAUCGCAAAACAACUGUUACAAUCAACUUGUAAUUCACGUUUUGUGAGCACAAAACUGGUAGAAUGUGCGCAAGAAAUUUUGAAGACUCUUCCUGGCUUCGAUACGAUUUUAUUUUGCAAUUCCGGAUCAGAAGCCAACGAUUUAGCUUUACGAUUAGCGCGGGAUUUCACAAAGCACAACGAUGCGAUUGUUCUUGACCAUGCAUACCACGGCACAGUGACAACAACGAUGCAGCUAAGUCCUUAUAAAUUCAAUCACGGAUGCACAAUAAAACAGCCAAAUUGGGUUCACGUCGCUCCAUGUCCCGAUGUGUUUCGCGGCAGAUAUAGAUUAUCUGAUAAUGAGCUUCAUGAUGAGGAUUGCAUUAAAAAUGCAGGCAAUUUGUACGCAAAAGACGUUCAGCACAUUCUCGAACAAAAUAAAAAAAGCAACCGAACGAUAGCUGCAUUUUUCGCAGAAGCUUUGCAGUCAUGUGGAGGACAAAUUGUUCCACCAAAUAAUUAUUUUGCCGAAGUUGCGAGAAAUCAAAAGACAAAAUUUUCAAAAUCGAAAUUUCUCAAUUAUAAAUUUCAAAAUUUAGAAUUCACUGCUGAUAUUAUCACAAUGGGCAAAUCAAUCGGUAAUGGAUAUCCUGUUGCUGCCGUAGCAACUCGUAAAGAAAUCGCUGAUUCAUUAGGAGGAAACGUUGGAUAUUUCAACACUUACGGUGGUAAUCCAGUUGCUUGUGCGGCGGUACUUGCUGUUCUCAGCGUUCUUAAAACGGAUGAUCUUUUGAAUCAUUCACAACAAAUGGGAAAAAUUUUCAAUUCAGAACUGAACAAACUCAAAAACAAACAUAAAUGUAUAGGAGAUGUGCGUGGAAUUGGAAUGUUUUGGGGAAUAGACCUGGUUAAAGAUAAAGAAAACCGAACUCCAGACAAACAUCUCGCUAAUACGCUUACUGACCUGCUCAGAAAUAAAUAUGGAAUUUUGAUUAGUGCUGAUGGUCCAUAUUCAAAUGUGCUUAAAAUAAAGCCGCCAAUGUGCUUCACUGAAUCGGAUCUGUAUGAGGUUAUAAAAAUUUUCGAAUGA
This is a messenger RNA of Dracunculus medinensis (Guinea worm), 1167 nucleotides long. NCBI's taxonomy places the organism in Eukaryota, Metazoa, Nematoda, Chromadorea, Rhabditida, Dracunculidae. The record is from the annotation of a GenBank genome assembly.